CCAGAGCUUUUUGCCUCAGCCACCUCCGGGACUGUAUGAGAGUGCGCGUGCGUUUCUUGUAGAUGUUUUGCCUCAACUGUUGUUAAAUCAGCUUGAGUGCAUUCUCUCUGGAUGACUAUGCAACUUGUACGGGAUUUAUUGUCAUCACUAAAACUUCUCUCCAGAUGAGAUGACCUGAGGAGAGGGCAGGAUGGAUGCAGUGAUCAUGUCUGGACGCAUUCAACGCAUUUAUAAUACAGCAUAACCGAGGCAGAACCAGAGUUGGAGGUAUGAGAACCCACAAGACCCGAUCCGAGGCUUUAGCCUCGUCGUCCUCACAGCGUUUGCCAUGCUUCAGUCUGCGCUCCAGGAAGAAUAAAGAAGGGGUAAUCCAGGGUAAGGUGCGCAUCCGCUCCAUGCCGGGGGCAUUCCUGGUGCUGGGGAUGAUAGUGGUGAUUGUUGGCACCACGCUGGCAGUGGUGGGGUAUUGGCCGUACCGGAUGCAACGAUCAGCAGAGGGUUCAGGGAGUAAAAGCCCCUCUCAGGGAUCCAGCUGGGGUCUUGGAGCCAAAGGGCUGUUCUCUACGGCGAGUCUGAUUCACACUGACCGGAUGAAACUGGUCGGUCCUGUUAUAAUGGGAGUGGGACUAUUUAUUCUGAUCUGCGCUAACACAGUCCUGUAUGAGAACCGAGACAAAGAGACUCAAAUUCUGCUGUCUGAGAUGCAGAGCGUGAUGUGUACCAUGUCCAGUGUUCCGUCAACAGACUUCACCCAGGUGAACUCACUGAUCAGGCACUACCACUGGGUCGGCAGCCUUCCUGCAGCCCACUUGAACAUCUUGUGCCUUAAAGAACUGGCCUCCUCUGAUCCGUUGCUGCAGGCCAAGACCACAAAAGAAGACAGAGUUUCACUUCAGAAGGAAGUGAUGCACACUGAGAUCCUUUGUCAUCAAGAGUCUUUAUUCAUCUCCUCUAUUCAUUUAUCAGACUCCUGGAACUCCAGCAAAGCAGACGUCAGCACUCACCUGGAUGUAGAAAAGGGAGACAUCUGUGGCCACCAGUCCCAACCGAAGAGUCACUGCAACCUCAGCAAGUACCUGACUUCCUCCUUUAUGUCCGCCCCAGAAGGAGAGGACUGGGAGUUAACCACGGUUCCUCCGAGGCGCUCUUACAGUAUGAGUUACAGAACUAGCUCACACACUUUGUCCAAGUCUUUAGUACACUUGGAGGAAAGGGCAGUGCAGAACACAAGAUGCCUUAAACAGUUCCCACAAUCAUGCAUCUCUGAGGUAUGUGUGAAUCAGCCAGGUAUUCGCACAGAACCUCUGGACUUGGACCUUGCACCUGUGGAGGAUCAGAAGCACCACAGCUGGCCAUGACCUGAUCUCGGAUACGCCUCGAUUCAUCUCAAACUAUCCGGUGUGGAACGCUUGUUCACUUUGGGUCUGAAUGAUCUCAUGGCCCAAAAUGGAGCAAAUUAUUUUGACAUCUGUGGAGUAUAAAGACAUGCUGUGGUCAGCACCUUCAGUUUUGCAGUUUAUUAUGGUCUCCAUUAACAGGCCUGUUAUUGGAAAGGAAAUGCAGCACUGUGUCAAUGAACACUUGACAGAAAAACAUCUGGAUAAUAUAACAACAAGGAUUCGGUUGUAGCCAAACCUUUGCUUCUCUCCAAGAUGCCUUUAGUACCAUAGUCUGUGCCGCAGUCUCUACUGUCUCAGUACUAACCUCUCCACCGGGUUCUAGACAGACUUUAGUCUCUGAUCUAGAAAACUAGCAUGAGGAUGUGACUCCAAACAUCUGUAAGUUAAAUAUAACUGUAUCAGAUAUAAAAAGGGCUUUUCAAUGGAUUUGUCUAUAAACAUCAAUGCUAUAAGUAUAUACAGGAUUCUUUAUCUAACCAAAGACUCUAGUUUAUUUUAUUUCUAUUUUCAUCUCAUUCAGUACCUUUGACUGUAACAUUCAUGACCCAUGGACCUCUGUAAGCUUUAAAGGGAAAGGGAAGAUACAUGAUCUCCUUGGCAUUGUUAUUAAAGUACACCCUGCACGUGUUUUGUAAAUUGUUG
Messenger RNA from Hemibagrus wyckioides, 2042 nucleotides. RefSeq names its product transmembrane protein 200B (gene tmem200b). The record is from RefSeq and is a predicted model, not a curated record. NCBI's taxonomy places the organism in Eukaryota, Metazoa, Chordata, Actinopteri, Siluriformes, Bagridae. The transcript is spliced from 2 exons. Bases 270 to 1358 code for a protein of 362 amino acids.